Molecule: messenger RNA, 1220 nt
Organism: Catharus ustulatus (Swainson's thrush)
Lineage: Eukaryota; Metazoa; Chordata; Aves; Passeriformes; Turdidae
Product: mas-related G-protein coupled receptor member H-like
Exons: 2
Coding region: 300-1220 (306 amino acids)
Biological process (GO): G protein-coupled receptor signaling pathway
Cellular component (GO): membrane
Molecular function (GO): G protein-coupled receptor activity
Source: RefSeq, a predicted model, not a curated record
GGGACAGGGCACAGAGAGACCCAGCAGGAUGGGAAUGGGAGCUCCUGGUGAUCUGGGCACUUUCUCCUUCAUGUUACUGACCUGGGAGGAUCCACUUCAGGACAUGGCUCCCAAAGGAGCAAGAGGUACCAGGAAGCACCGCUGAUCUGCACAGACCCCCUGUGCUUGCUGCUGCCCCACAGUGAACAGGGAGCUGCUGAGGAGCUGCAUGGUCCAUCCCUGGAUUCUCCAAGCACUGACUCCCAUCCACUCUGACCACAGCCAGGGACCACAUCCCACUGCCUGCCCAGAGUCCAUCCAUGGAGGUGACCACCGUGUCCCCAUCUCCUGCCUCACCCACUGAAGGGCACGAUCUCUGUGAGACAGAUGUCACCAACGUGGCCAUACACAGUGUGACACUGCUCAUCUGCCUCUGUGGGCUGGCUGGGAACGGGGCUGUCCUUUGGUUCCUCAGGCUAAACAACCAUAACUCUGGCAUCUUUUACCUGGGUGUCUCCGACUUCCUCGUCCUUCUCUUCACAGUCCCCUCUGCCCUCCUCUUCCUGGUGGAGGACCUGUCCUGCUCUCCUGUCUUGCCCUUUAUGUACAUGAGCUUCCUUUUCCAGCUGUCAGAGCUCUCCUACUACUGGGGGCUGUACCAGCUGACACGCAGCAGAGGUGCGGCGAAUAUGGUCGACCUCUGCGAACUCUGCUUCGGCUGCAACGUUCCUCUGCGCCUGUGGUGGGUGGUGAAUGGUGUCCAGUACUGGGCCUUCUUUGCUGUCUUCACUGUCAUUCCCACGCUGAAUUCCCUCUGCCAAUCCCACGAGCAGGGGCAGUGCAGGUCAGCUCUCAUCUCCGUGUACACCAUCUUGCUGCUCCUCUUUGCUGCACCCGUGGCCAUUUCCAGCACAAUCAACAUCAUCAAGGCCAAGUGUGGCUCCAAGAACCAGCAACCCCAGAGGCGACACAUAGUUGUCUUCAUCACUGUGCUCUUCAUUCUCCUACUUGGCAUCUGCAAUUUCCUGCAGCAGCUCGAUUACAUUCUUGUGUCCACCGAGGUCGUUUUCCUGCUCAACUGCAUCCACAACAGCAUCAAACCCUUCAUCUACUUCUUGGCAGGGAGGUGCUGGAGUCCCUGCUCGAUGGAGUCCCUCCGGCUCUCCCUCCAGAGGGUCUUUGUGGAGAAGAAAGAAAACCCUGCCGUCAGCAAUGGUGCAAACACAGACUCAGUGCUCUGA